CAAGAUCGUCGACUAACUUCAUCUACUCGUGGUCGUGAUUCAGGGCCAUUCCGGCUACGAUGCGACGAUCUGAUGCCUCCUCAUGUGCUACUCACCGCAAAUAUGCAAAUCGUAGGCGUAACAGACUGGGAAUUCUCCUACGCAGCACCGGCAGAGUUCUCGGCUGCAUCGCCAUGGUGGCUACUUCUCGAACAACCAGAGUAUUGGCCAGAUGGUAUGGAAUCCUGGACGGGGGUUAUUCGAGCAUAG
Aspergillus costaricaensis CBS 115574 is the source of this 249-nucleotide messenger RNA. RefSeq lists its product as uncharacterized. The record is from RefSeq and is a predicted model, not a curated record. The transcript has a single exon. NCBI's taxonomy places the organism in Eukaryota, Fungi, Ascomycota, Eurotiomycetes, Eurotiales, Aspergillaceae. The annotation marks the transcript as partial.